This is a messenger RNA of Kalmanozyma brasiliensis GHG001, 2886 nucleotides long. RefSeq names its product MIR motif. The record is from RefSeq and is a predicted model, not a curated record. Gene Ontology annotation, molecular function: dolichyl-phosphate-mannose-protein mannosyltransferase activity. Lineage: Eukaryota; Fungi; Basidiomycota; Ustilaginomycetes; Ustilaginales. The transcript has a single exon. Gene Ontology annotation, cellular component: membrane; endoplasmic reticulum. Gene Ontology annotation, biological process: protein O-linked glycosylation via mannose. The coding region runs from base 1 to 2886 and encodes 961 amino acids.
AUGGCUUCACUCGGGCAUACAGCCGCGAGCAUGCGCUCAAGGCAACAUCAAGAUGCUGCUGCCUAUCCCUCCGAAAAGCCAUCGCUCUACAGCAGUGGUGCUCAGCUUGACGCCAGCGAUGCCAUCCGAGGCAAGACGGGCAAGCUCUACUCACAAUCAGCUGCAGCAUCACAUAGCACCGGUCUUGGUCUCGGCAUUGGUGCUCAGCCUGGUGCAUCAGCUGCUGCAACCAACACCAUCUCCAAGAAGGAACACCGCGUCAUUGCAGCACUCGUUCUCGUCGCUUUCCUCAUCCGCAUGCGCAAGCUCAGCCAACCAUCCAGCGUGGUGUUCGACGAAGUACACUUCGGCGGCUUUGCCUCCAAAUACAUCAAAGGUCGCUUCUUCAUGGAUGUUCACCCGCCACUCGCAAAGCUUCUCAUCACGCUUGCCGCUUGGCUUGGUGGCUUCGACGGCGAUUUUGACUUUAAGGACAUCGGUCGCGAGUACCUUCACGGCGAUGACACGCCCGUGCCGUAUGUCAUGAUGCGCGGUCUCAAUGCUCUGCUCGGCGUCGCUACUGUCCCUCUUGCGUACCUCACCCUCCGCGGCUUGUCUCUACGAGCUUCGACCGCAACACUCGGUGCCAUCUUUGUUCUCUUUGACAACGCGCUUAUCACACAGAGCCGUCUCAUCCUGCUCGACUCGAUCCUCGUCUUCUUCACCGCCCUCACCGUCUACUUCUGGGUGGCCUUUUGCAACGAGGAAAAGCGCGCUCCUUUCUCAAUCCGAUGGUGGGCGCUGCUUUCCCUCACCGGGCUCAGCCUCGGCGCCGUCGCCAGCUCCAAAUGGGUCGGUCUCUUCACCAUUGCCACCAUCGGCAUUUCGGUCAUCGCACAGCUUUGGGAGCAUCUUGGAGACGUUCGUCAGCCUGUGCGCACCGUAGCGCGUCAUUUCUGCGCCCGCGCCAUCUGCCUCAUCGGCUUCCCCAUCCUCGUCUACCUCUUCACCUUCGCCAUCCACCUCGCUCUGCUCCACCGCAGCGGCGAAGGCGAUCCGUUCAUGAGCAGCGCUUUCCAGCACACGCUCCACGGGCACGGCAUGGCCGACACCUACGCCGAUGUCGCUCUUGGUUCCACUGUCAGCAUCAAACAUCUCAACACCCAGGGUGGCUACCUUCACUCGCAUGUCGCCACCUACCCCGCCGGAAGCCAGCAGCAGCAGAUUACCCUCUAUCCGCACUCAGACGACAACAACUACUGGAUCCUCGUCAAAGCGCCCGGUCCCGAAGAUCCAGCACCCAAGCUCGACGACAAGGGCCAUCCCAUGCGACCCGAAGACGAGAUUUCACGCUGGCACCAGGAGCCCAUCCGAUACAUCACCCACGGCAUGGAGAUCCGUCUCAUCCACAAGAACACAGACAAGCGUCUGCACAGUCACGAUACCAACCGUCCGCCCGUCACUGAGAGCGACUACCAGAACGAGGUCACCGCCUACGGCUUUGAGAGCUUCGGCGGUGAUGCGAAUGACAACUUCCACGUCGAGAUCGUUGCUGCUGAAAAGCACGACCAUUUCGCGUCCACGCGCGUGCGUUCGCUCCGUACCCGUUUUCGGCUGCGACACACCUUGACGGGCUGCUAUCUCUUCUCGCACAAGGUCACUCUGCCCGACUGGGGAUUCGGUCAACAGGAGGUGACGUGCAAUAAGAAUCCCACCAUGCCCAACUCGCUUUGGUACGUCGAGACGAACAGCCACCCCCUGCUGUCGCCGGCGGCGGAUCCAAAGCCGGACAUGGUCAACUACCGUCGCCCGUCGUUUCUCGACCGGUUCUGGGAACUCCAACGCGUCAUGUGGGAGACCAAUGCUGGACUCACCGAUCGUCACGCUUACGAUUCCCGUCCUCAAACCUGGCCCCUGCUUAAGCGGGGGAUCAACUUUUGGACCAAGGAUCACCGUCAGAUUUACCUCAUUGGCAACCCGUUCGUCUGGUGGGGGUCGUUCCUUUCGGUUCUUGGCUACCUCGCUGCGCGUGGAUUCGCCAUGCUCCGUGCUCAGCGCGGGUAUGGUGAUCUCAAAGAUAGCAGGGUGCGAUUCUACGAUCAGACCUGUGGAUUCCUUGCUCUGGGUUGGGCGUUCCACUAUCUGCCGUUCUUCCUGAUGCAUCGCCAGCUGUUUUUGCACCACUACCUCCCCGCGUUGUACUUCUCCAUCCUGGUGGCGGCGGUGAUGUUCGAUUUUGCUACGGGGGCGAUGCGCCCUCGAUUCCGGCUGGUGGCAGGGGUGGUGGUCACGGUGGUGGUCUUUGGCGGAUUCUUGCGAUAUACCCCGCUAACCUAUGGAGGCGAUUGGACGUUGCAAGGCUGCGAGAAAGCUCGUUGGAGGAAGGGGUGGGAUUUCAACUGUGCCGAUUUCUCCCGUGAUCUGGCGAGGUACAAAGACUGGCCGCCGAGCGUACAGACGGUCGAAUGGGCGGAGAAGCUACCGGUCAGUCUGGAGAGGAAUAAGACAGAGGGAGUGGGGGCAGAACCGGGAAGACACGCGUUCGAACAGGUCCCACUGAGGGCAAUGCAGAGUUCCGCCGCUGACGCGUAUCAGCAUCUCAAGGACGGACUGGUACACGAGAUGGAGUAUGUCAAGGACAAGGUGGGACUGGGGCACAAGGAGGAUCCGGUGGCAGCAGGGAAGGCCGCCGAUCCGGCGGGAUUGAAUCAGCAGCAGGUGGAACAGGUCAUGUUGGAGGGCACGGGCGAGGUGGUCAAGGUCGCGGAGACGAGCGACAAGACGCAGACCGAGCCGACGCAGGCGGCCAAGUGGGACAAGCAUGCGGAUGAGGAGGCGCAUGAAGCGGCCGAGGUGGUCGAGGACGAUAGGGACGAGGGGCAUUUGCACGAUGAUGAGGACGAGUGA